AUGUCUGAUAGUAAAUAUACUAAUAAUAUUUUUUUAAUUAGUGAUUGGAAUGUGCCAUCACAAUCAGCAUAUUAUAAUUCAUCAUCCAAUAAUGGAGUGGUAAAACAAUGUUUUUGCGACCCAAUAUUUAAUGUUAAUAUUUGCGAUGUAUCAUUUUGUAAAAUUUAUGCCUUUGUAUUUUUUAUUAUAUUUAUAGGUUUAUGUUCAGAAGGCUCAAGAAGAGCGUAUCUGUAUAGACAUAGUAAUAUAAAAUCAGCUGCUUUCAUUUCGUUGUGCCAAACUUCGUUAAGUUCACUGUUUAUGGUUAUCAAAAUUAUAUUACAAAUUACCCAAACCGAUAAUAUACUUGCCCAUCGUUUUCUGUUUAUGGUCCAUGUUGCAUUUUUAAUAUCUGCAUUCAUGUGGAUUCUUAUCAUCUGGUCCAAAAAGUUGUCAAAAAUCAAGAUUGCAGCCGGUGUUACCCUCUAUUUGCCAUGGUUAAAAAAGAUCAUCAUUGUGACCAAUAUCCUAUCUCUUAUUAUAUUCUGUAUUAUAUUCCCAAUUUUUUAUAACACCAUAGCAAUCCUUGUGGUGUUAGGUGUUAUCAUUAUAUUCAUCUUUAUCAACUAUUUGCUUAUUGGUAUCAACAUUAGAAAGGAAUAUUUAUUAAUCAAACAACUAACCCCAAAUUCAACUAUUUGUACAAAAGAAACGAAAAAGAAGGCUAAAAGAAUUUCGAUUUUUGCUUUUCUUACCAACAUGGCUGUAAUUUUAACUAUUGUAAUUUUAUGGUGCUCCUACAAGGAUUACAAAAAAGAUAGUGAUGCUGAUGAAAAAACAUUUAUGGUAUUAAAUCGUACAAUUAGUGCUUUCUUUACCUGUUGUUUAAUUAUAACAAUGAAACCAAAUAAAAAAAGAAAGAUUUUAAAAGUUGAAACCCAAAAUGAAAAAGGAAAAAAAGUAAAUGGGGAAAAAGUUAAAGGAAAAGGAAAGGAAAAAGAAAAAGAAAAAGAAAAAGAAAAAGAAAAAGAAAAAGAAAAAGAAAAAGAAAAAGAAAAAGAAAAAGAAAAAGAAAUUGUAAUAGAAAUAGAAAUGGAAGUGGAACCAGAACCACAACCAAAAAUAGAACCGGAGCCAAAACCAAAACUAGAACCAAAACCAGAAUCAAAACCAGAACCAGAAGAAGAACCAGAAGAAGAAGAAAAAGAAGAAGAACCAGAAAAAAAAGAAGAAGAAAAAGAAAUUGUAAUAGAAAUUGAAAAAAUUGACUCGACUUAUUAA
This is a messenger RNA of Dictyostelium purpureum, 1260 nucleotides long. RefSeq lists its product as uncharacterized. Lineage: Eukaryota; Evosea; Eumycetozoa; Dictyosteliales; Dictyosteliaceae. The record is from RefSeq and is a predicted model, not a curated record. The transcript has a single exon. Bases 1 to 1260 code for a protein of 419 amino acids.